Messenger RNA from Gavia stellata (red-throated loon), 984 nucleotides. It is a transcript of the gene SDSL, whose product is annotated as serine dehydratase like. Lineage: Eukaryota; Metazoa; Chordata; Aves; Gaviiformes; Gaviidae. The record is from RefSeq and is a predicted model, not a curated record. The transcript is spliced from 7 exons. Gene Ontology annotation, molecular function: L-serine ammonia-lyase activity; threonine deaminase activity; pyridoxal phosphate binding. Bases 1 to 984 code for a protein of 327 amino acids. Gene Ontology annotation, biological process: L-serine catabolic process; L-threonine catabolic process.
AUGGCAGCCCAGCCCGGCGGGGGCAAGAAGCCCUUCCACAUCGUCUCGCCCAUCCUGGAGAGCCUGCCCCUGUCCCAGGCGGCGGGCACCAAGGUCUACAUGAAGCUGGAGAACGUCCAGCCCACGGGCUCCUUCAAGAUCCGGGGCAUCGGCAACCUCUGCCAGGAGGCUGCCAAGAAGGGUUGCCGCCGCUUCGUUUGCUCCUCAGGGGGGAACGCGGGUCUGGCAGCAGCGUAUGCGGCCAAGAAGCUGGGGUUGCCGAUCACCGUCGUGGUCCCCAGCACCACCGGCCCUGCCACCGUGCGCAAGCUGGAGGAGCUGGGGGCGGAGGUGGAGGUCUCCGGCCAGGUGUGGGAUGAAGCCAACAGAAGAGCCCUGGAGCUGGCACAGACCGAGGGCUGGGUCAGCAUCCACCCCUUCGACCACCCCUUGGUGUGGCAGGGUCAUGCCAGCCUGGUCCGGGAGCUGAAGGACUCGCUGGAGACCAAACCGGACGCCAUCCUGCUGGCGGUGGGUGGCGGGGGGCUGCUGGCGGGCGUCGUGGCUGGCCUGCACCAGGUGGACUGGCAGGACGUCCCCAUCAUUGCCGCCGAGACCCGGGGGGCUCACAGCUUCCACGCGGCGCUGGCGGCCGGCCGGCUCGUCUCCCUGCCUGACAUCACUAGCGUGGCCAAGUGCCUGGGAGCCAAGACGGUGGCGGCGCGGGCGCUGGAGUGCACCCAGGAGUGCCAGGUCAUCUCCCAGGUGGUGGAGGACACGGAGGCUGUGCGAGCCGUGGAGCAGUUCCUGGACGACGAGAGGAUGCUGGUGCAGCCAGCGUGCGGGGCCGCCCUGGCCCUGCUCUACACGGGGCGGCUGCAGCGGCUGCAGCGUGAGGGGCGGCUGCGGACCCCGCUGGCCUCCGUGGUGGUGGUGGUGUGCGGGGGCAGCAGCAUCCAGGCAGCCCAGCUGCGGGCCCUGAAGAGCCAGGUGGGGCUGGAGUGA